AUGGAUCUCGAGCAUACCGCCAAACUUGAAACUGCGCGCUCGCUACAAUCAACGCUAGAGAAGACGCGCCUCCACAUUGUCGAAUACCGGGAGCAAUUCGACUCCCAGCAAAGCUCAUCUGAAUCCGAGGUUGCCCAGCUGUUGGAGGGCAGACCAGGAUUGACUGACCCGGCCAUAGUCGCGGUGCACGUCGCUUCGCAAGUGGCGUUCUUGCGGAAACUGAAGAUACAGUAUCUUGAGCAGAAGGCGAAGGAUCAGUACAUCAAGACAAUUGUAAGCGACGACGCGCCGAACAUCAAUGGCGAGGACAACGAGAGGCUCAGAGUAGCGAAUGACGAAAAGAAGAGUGUCCUCAAGUUAGCGAAGAGCCGAUUGGCUGAAAAGCAUGACGAUUUACGUAAAUUGGCACCUCUUGUAGAGCAAGAUUACAACAAGGCCAAAGCGCUCACGAGUGAGGCGUCAACGCUAGCUAGCAAGAUUCUUGAUGCCCGACUACAGUUGACGCGUCUGCGACAAGCCCAUCCUCACCCGCGUCUGACUAUCCAAUCUGCCAACGCCCAGCUUGACUCGCAGGUCAUGGAGAUGCAGAAGCUGGAUGAUGAACUCCAGGGCCUCAACGAGAAAGUGGACGAAAUUAAGGAGAAAGUCAAAGAGGGCGCGCGAGAAGUCGAGCGUUUACGCAUAGAGAGAUCUGAUGUCGAGAAGCUUGCGAAAACAGCGAGAGAGGAGGUCGAGGACAACAGAGUGAUCGGAUUAUAUGACUGGCAAGUUGCCCCGCUGUUUACUGCGUCGCUCGCAUUACAUCGCUCGCUCCAUUCUCUGGAGUCUUAUCGCUCUGCAUCCGAGAAUGAGCUGCAUCUCACCUAUGGUAUCAGGCCAACAUCCCAAAAUAAUCGGGAAACGAGGCGGAUACAGAUCGUGCUCCUCUUCGUGCCUAAUACGCGACAACUGGCCGACGCGCAAGUCGAAGGACUGUCUCAAGAUGUUGGAGAUCUUGUCGGGGCGCACGUUCAGGCGAAUGAUGUCCCUGGUCUCAUAGCUGCGGUGCUAGCGAGGGCGAGGGAAGGGUAUUAG
Molecule: messenger RNA, 1074 nt
Organism: Postia placenta MAD-698-R-SB12
Lineage: Eukaryota; Fungi; Basidiomycota; Agaricomycetes; Polyporales; Adustoporiaceae
Exons: 4
Coding region: 1-1074 (357 amino acids)
Biological process (GO): kinetochore assembly; protein localization to kinetochore; attachment of mitotic spindle microtubules to kinetochore
Cellular component (GO): kinetochore
Source: RefSeq, a predicted model, not a curated record